Messenger RNA from Vigna radiata var. radiata (mung bean), 771 nucleotides. RefSeq names its product probable phospholipid hydroperoxide glutathione peroxidase. The record is from RefSeq and is a predicted model, not a curated record. Gene Ontology annotation, molecular function: glutathione peroxidase activity. Gene Ontology annotation, biological process: response to oxidative stress. Gene Ontology annotation, cellular component: cytosol. The transcript has 6 exons. Bases 118 to 660 code for a protein of 180 amino acids. NCBI's taxonomy places the organism in Eukaryota, Viridiplantae, Streptophyta, Magnoliopsida, Fabales, Fabaceae.
UGCGUCCAUUAAUUUGCUUUUUUCUCUACCUCUCAAGUCAUUCAUUCUACAGUCUUCCAUCCUUCUUAUCUUUCAUCAGGAAAAGUUCUUUCAAUUUCAAAUUCCUUCACUCUAAAAAUGGCUAGCCAAUCAAACACUAAAUCAUCAGUUCAUGAUUUCACAGUUAAAGAUGCCAGGGGAAAUGAUGUUAAUCUGGGAGAUUACAAAGGAAAAGUUCUUCUCAUUGUCAAUGUUGCCUCACAAUGUGGCUUGACUAAUUCAAACUACACAGAGCUGAAUCAAGUGUAUGAUAAAUACAAAGGGAAAGGACUUGAAAUUCUGGCAUUCCCUUGCAAUCAGUUUGGGGCUCAGGAACCAGGAACUAAUGAAGAGAUAGUGGAAUUUGCUUGUACUCGCUUCAAAGCUGAGUUUUCCAUUUUUGACAAGGUGGAUGUGAAUGGUGACAAUGCUGCUCCACUGUACAAAUUUCUGAAAUCAAGCAAAGGUGAAGUCUUAGGAGAUAGUAUCAAAUGGAACUUCUCUAAAUUUCUUGUUGACAAGGAUGGGAAUGUGGUUGACCGUUAUGCACCAACAACUUCUCCUCUAAGCAUUGAGAAAGACAUCAAGAAGCUGUUCAUCAUGAAUGUGGAGUGGUCACUGAAUGAAUAUCAUCAUGAAUAAGAAAAAUGUAUUGCACAUAUAAGUGGAAUUUCCACAAUAUUUCUACUUCCAUAUGUACCUGAGUUGCUGUUCAUCUUCAUAAAAUUGUGACUAAUAAUUUGAUUGCUUUAA